UGGAGCUGGGAGGUUAGGCGGGCACGAACACACACAUGGCGGCCAGCCGGCGAAGUUCCAACACCAAGAGGGGUUGCGUGCUGACAGGCUGGUGUCCUGUUGCCGUCGCCACCGCCACGUUCAGUUCCACCCACCAAUCAUCUAUCCCACCAGGCCACCACACACCAUACCGUCCGGGACACCUACUACUUGCCCGCCACACGCCACCACGCGAGCGAGCUCGUCACUUGAUCUUCCCUCAUUCCCUUCGCCACGACGUUCCCUCGCCAGCUGCACCACUACCGCCGGCGCCGGCAGCUCGCUAGCUAAGGCAGAUACUAGCUAGCCUACAACCAUCGAUGGCGCCGCGGCUGCUGGCGUGCUUUGGCCGGAGGGGCGGCGCGACGGCGUCGGCGCCGGACGAGCAGGAGGACCAGCAGCAGCAGCAGCAGGUAGCCCCGGGGCCGGUGCUGUUGGAGCUGUUCGCGUCGCAGGGGUGCGGGGCGUCGCCCGAGGCCGACGCCGUGGCGGCGCGGCUGGCGCAGGACUCCGCGGCUCAGCAGGAAGGCGGCGGCGGCGGGCCGGCCGUGGUGGUGCUGGCGUUCCACGUGGACUACUGGGACCACAGCGGGUGGAAGGACCCCUUCGCGUCCAGCGCCUGGACCGUGCGCCAGAAGGCCUACGUGGAGGCGCUCCGCCUCGACACGCUCUUCACGCCGCAGGUCGUCGUGCAGGGCCGUGCGCACUGCGUCGGCACCGAGCAGGACGCGCUCGCGCAGGCCGUCCGCGACGCGCCGCGAUACCCGGCGCCCGCCAUGAAGGCGACGUUCCAGCGGCCGAACCCGACGACGCUGCAGGCGUCGUUCACGGGCACCCUGCGCAGCCGCGUGGAGGGCGCCGGCGGCGCGAGCGUGCUGGUGGCGCUGUACGAGAGCGGGCUGGUGACGGACUGCGGGCGCGGCGAGAACAAGGGCAAGUCUCUGCUGAACGACCACGUGGUGCGCCGCCUGGAGAAGGUGGCGGCGGUGCGGGAGGGCGCCUCCGCGAAGAAGUCCGUGUCCGGGACCGUCCAGUUCCCGCUCUGGGACGGCUUCCGCGCCGCCAAGUGCGGCGUUGUCCUCUUCGUCCAGAACGCCGCGCUGCAGGUGCUCGGCGUCCAGCACUUCGACCUGCCCGACAACGUCUGAGCUGUGUGGAUGUGUGACGCACGGCUCGCGUUGGUGGUGCGGCCGGCGGCGUGCGUGAUAUUCUUUGUACGCAGCGUUUGAUUGGCGUGGGUAUUGUAGGCGAUUAUCGCACGGUGGUUAGAUGCAAACCUGAGCACAGUAUUCUUUUACUCUACUGCUACUACGUACUAUAUUGCGAUUGGUGGUAAUGGUCUAAUGAUCUCGAGGCUGUUGGAGUGUCGGUCUUCUUCGGGAGGAUGUUGGUCGCUUCUUCA
Molecule: messenger RNA, 1420 nt
Organism: Setaria italica (foxtail millet)
Lineage: Eukaryota; Viridiplantae; Streptophyta; Magnoliopsida; Poales; Poaceae
Exons: 2
Coding region: 339-1166 (275 amino acids)
Source: RefSeq, a predicted model, not a curated record